Messenger RNA from Drosophila mojavensis, 973 nucleotides. RefSeq lists its product as uncharacterized. The record is from RefSeq and is a predicted model, not a curated record. The transcript has a single exon. NCBI's taxonomy places the organism in Eukaryota, Metazoa, Arthropoda, Insecta, Diptera, Drosophilidae. Bases 29 to 931 code for a protein of 300 amino acids.
ACGAUGAACUGGAAGCUCAGCUAACGAGAUGCAGUCGCCCAAGCUAACUUUGCUGCUGCUGACGCUGUGCUUAGGCGCUAGGGGCAUUUGGAGUAAGCCCAGUUUUGAGAUAUUUAAUGACAUAUGGGACGAUCUGAAAGACGGCGGCAAUAGUAUUAUCGAAGGACUAAGGGAUGCCACUCGGAAUGGCGCUGCCAUUGAUAAGGACCUUCUGGACCGACUGGACAAAGCGAAUGAAAACUUCUUAGCGGAUGCAUCGCAGCUAGGGGAAGAUCUAUCCAAUGGAAUAUCGGAAUCGUUAACGACAGGCAUUAAAGACUUAUCGCAAAGCCUGACUUCCAGUAUUACGAGGUUCAAAAGAGACGUUGCUUCUGAAAAGAACCCUAUAAAGCGUAAGGCACUGAGCAGUGGACUGGAACUGCUUGAGCAGCUCAACUCAGAAGCCACUGAACUGGAGCUCUUCGAUAUAAAUCAGAAGCUAGCCAAGAAAGUAAACGAUCAACUAGGUGAAAUACCGAACGAUGUGCUAAGCUGGAGUAAGGAACAACUGGAUCGUGUGGAAAAAGCUUCCGAUGAAAUUGGUCUGAAGCAAGCGCAAGACAUUAUAACAAAGUUCAUAUCAAGCGUCUCUGAGGACCUAAAUGCCGUACUGGUGGAGCUCGAUGUUAAAAAAUCAUUGUAUGAACAAAAGUUGAACGACAAAAUCCACGAAUACAGCGAAUUCGCCAAUAAACUUAUUGAGGACAUGAACAGUUGCAGUCGUUUCAGCAUCUUUAGAUGCAGAUCACUGAUUGAGGAAUCGAUAGAGAAUCUACGUGACGCCAAAACUGAGUUGCUGAAUUUACGGAAGGAAGGCAACAAUUUGGUCGAAGCGGGAAUAAAAGCUACAGUAUCCAACGAAUCGUUCUUCAAAAAAGUUGGCCGAGAAUAAACUUAAAUUCGAGAAGGAUCUUGUUGGCAUCAUUAGCCAAAA